Messenger RNA from Phycodurus eques (leafy seadragon), 653 nucleotides. It is a transcript of the gene otos, whose product is annotated as otospiralin. The coding region runs from base 194 to 463 and encodes 89 amino acids. The transcript is spliced from 4 exons. Gene Ontology annotation, biological process: sensory perception of sound. Lineage: Eukaryota; Metazoa; Chordata; Actinopteri; Syngnathiformes; Syngnathidae. The record is from RefSeq and is a predicted model, not a curated record.
GGUGCAUCCCAUUCUACAAGUGGUCAACUGGGCAUGUGCAGGUGUGUGUGUGUGUGUGUGUGUGUGUGUGUGUGUGUGUGUGCGUGUGUGUGGUGUGGGGGCGAGUUGUUCUUCUUCCUGGUCUCAGCCAAGACGAAGCAGAAGACCGCCGCCAAGCAGCAGAUCAACAGCAGCACUCAUAACAGGCGACGAGAUGAAGAGUUUGCUUUGCCUCACCGUUCUAGUUUGUGCCUUUGUUUUCCACGUCAGCGAGGCCAGAGUCAUCCCGGAGGGAGUGCCGUAUGACGAAGCCCCCGCCGUCCCUUACUGGCCGUACUCCACCUCGGACUUCUGGAACUAUGUGGAGUAUUUCAGGUCCAUCGGGGCCUACAAGCACAUAGACGAGAUGGCGCGGGCCUUCUUCGCCCACCAGCACCUGGGUGACACGCUGGGCUACGACAGCAAUGCCGGACACGAGCACUGAGGGGCCACGAUGAGCCAGGAGACCCUGGAAGUUCCACAAAAGGCCAAACAUGCAGUUUGCAGUUUUAGUAGAGCCAUACUUGUAGAUUAAGGCAAUGGUAGCAUUUUUUAUUUUUUUAGGUAUGUAUGUUGCUUUCAUGCAAUGAACUUCAAAUAAAGCCACAAUUCUUCGACUCGUUUUUAAUUUUUUU